Messenger RNA from Candoia aspera, 1512 nucleotides. It is a transcript of the gene CDCA3, whose product is annotated as cell division cycle associated 3. NCBI's taxonomy places the organism in Eukaryota, Metazoa, Chordata, Lepidosauria, Squamata, Candoiidae. The transcript has 5 exons. The record is from RefSeq and is a predicted model, not a curated record. Bases 169 to 969 code for a protein of 266 amino acids.
GCAGGUUGGUGAGAAGAAUUUAUGGCUCUUCCCUCGCCCGGAGGUAGAAGAGUGUCCGGGUUGCUGCAACAGGGGCUUCCACUGCGUCUUGCUGUCUUUUUCCUCGGAUUGUAAGGCUUUGGGCUGAUUCUUGUUUCUGCAGGAUUCCUGCGUUCCCUAAUAGUUGUCAUGGGGGCUUCUGAGAGUUUCCCAGCUACGCCCACCUGCACACCUUUGCUGAAUAAGCACCUGAGACACGUCAGUGACCCAAGAUCACCUACGGCUGGGAUCCUGCGAACACCCAUUGAGGUAGAAAGUUCCCCCCAAGACAGAACACCUUUUCCAAAAGAGGGGGACUUGGUAGCCAAAAGCCAGCAUGAGAACUGGGAUCCUCGUUCCCCAACUCCAGGAAUUUCUCGCACCCCUCUAAAAGCUGUGUUAGCUGAUACCAUAAACUAUCCAGUGAAGCUGUUCUGUGAAAACUUUAUGGGAGGAAAUUCAGAGGAAGAGCUAUCUCAAGAGGAAUCUCAGCAUCAGGAUCAGAAAUCUGAACUCACCUUUGGAAUAGAGGAGAGGACUGCAAGGAACACAAUUUCUUCUGGGGAAAUUUUCCCAGAGGGUUCCCAGCAAGCAAAGGAGGAGAAAAAUGAACAGUUGCUUUCCAUGGUGUCUGUUGCAGCUGCAACAAAACCAGUUCACCCUGCCCGCAUCAGUCUGCCUACCGGGAGCAAGUCAGUAAGACACAGAGUCAGUAACAAAAUGCUGGCAAUGCCAACUGGCACUGGACGUUCCCCGCUUAGUAUCCUUCAUGGUGACAAUUCUCCAAUUUCCCUUGCUUCUCACCAGAGUAAAAGGAGUUCAUCAGUGACAGUCAGUCAAGGAGAGCCAAAGGAUGGAACCUUAAGCUCUGGAUCAAACUUUACAGCAGGUAGCUGUAGCUGGGAUCCCAUGAAUAAAGAGAAUCGACAGUGUCGAUGGGUGGAAAAUUAACUUCACAUGCUCCAUGGAUUACUAGCCUUUAGUAUGGAGGUUUGAUUGGCUCAAGCAUGAAAACCACGAAGUAGCAUGACUUUCUGCUUCUUGCCCAUUUCCCUCCUGCUACUUUUUUCUGUCUUUGGUUUUCAUAUUUAGGUUGUAUCAUGGAUAGAUUCUCCUGUAUAACUACUUUUUUUAAAAAAACGUCUUUGUCUGGAAUGUCUGUGUCUGGAAAAUAAAUCUUUUAGAAUGAAGUGCUGCAUUAUUUUAAAACCUUCAGCACAGCUGGAAAGCUAUCCCAGGAGUACAUUUUGUUAGGGUCUGAAACUGGUUUUUGCAGAAGCUAACACUGGAUGUGGAAAUCCACAAGCCAGAAGAACAGAAUGUGGGAAGAAAAGUGGAGAGUGCUAGCUGAUAUGCCUCACUGGCUGAAAUGAACUAGUGGGCAAGUAUCCUAUUUGCCUUGAGUCUCUGGGCAAUAGAAUAAAUUGUACCCUUUUGUUGCUUGGUUCAUGGGAACCAGAACAAUAUGGAAUAAUGCAGGGCAAUCAUAUGAGU